Balaenoptera musculus (blue whale) is the source of this 3730-nucleotide messenger RNA. RefSeq names its product frizzled class receptor 3 (gene FZD3). The record is from RefSeq and is a predicted model, not a curated record. The transcript has 7 exons. Lineage: Eukaryota; Metazoa; Chordata; Mammalia; Artiodactyla; Balaenopteridae. Bases 651 to 2468 code for a protein of 605 amino acids. Gene Ontology annotation, cellular component: plasma membrane. Gene Ontology annotation, molecular function: Wnt receptor activity; Wnt-protein binding. Gene Ontology annotation, biological process: non-canonical Wnt signaling pathway; canonical Wnt signaling pathway.
CUCGCGAAAGCUCGCGGUCGCUCCGAGGCGCGCGCAGGCGGUCCUCCUUCGCUCCGUUUACCUGAGGGACCCGCGGCCACCCACGGCCGGCGCCGCAGCCCCCCAGGAGCCCGGCCCCGAGGUGUGAGAUAUUUCAAUCAAAGGAAGAAAUAGCUCUUCUCCUAAGAUGGAAUCUGUUGUUUGGGAAUGUGGUUGAUCAACUUGAUAUGUUGGCCAAGUGGUGCCCUGUGUAAUAAAAUGAAAAGAAGAGGCAAGAUGAUGUCAUUUUCCCAUAUUGUGAAACCAAAAACAAAUGCCUUUUGUGAGACCAAGUUAACAAACCUCUGACGGUGCAAAGAGUAUUUCUGUUUGAAGAACUUAACAGAAAGAUAGAAGAAGUACUUUCAAGUUGAGACCUGCAAGUGUACAAAGAUCCAAAAUACAUAUUGAGAAGGCCUGAUCAUCUGAGUCUCAUUCAGUCGAGGAAGCAUGGCUAUGAGUUGGAUCGUCUUCAUUCUGUGGCCCUUGACUAUGUUUGUGGGGCAUAUAGGUGGGCACAGUUUGUUUUUCUUGUGAACCUAUUACCUUGAGAAUGUGCAAGAUUUGCCUUAUAAUACUACCUUCAUGCCUAAUCUUCUGAAUCAUUAUGACCAACAGACAGCAGCUUUGCAAUGGAGCCAUUCCACCCUAUGGUGAAUUUGGAUUGUUCUCGGGAUUUCCGGCCAUUUCUUUGUGCACUCUACGCUCCUAUUUGUAUGGAAUACGGACGUGUCACACUUCCCUGCCGUAGGCUCUGUCAGCGGGCUUACAGUGAGUGUUCGAAGCUCAUGGAGAUGUUUGGUGUUCCUUGGCCUGAAGAUAUGGAAUGCAGUAGGUUCCCAGAUUGUGAUGAGCCGUAUCCUCGACUUGUGGAUCUGAAUUUAGCUGGAGAUCCUACUGAAGGAGCCCCAGUGGCAGUGCAGAGGGACUAUGGUUUUUGGUGUCCCCGAGAGUUGAAAAUUGAUCCUGAUCUUGGCUAUUCUUUUUUGCACGUGCGUGAUUGUUCACCUCCUUGUCCAAAUAUGUACUUUAGGAGAGAAGAACUUUCAUUUGCUCGAUAUUUCAUAGGAUUGAUUUCAAUCAUUUGCCUCUCUGCCACAUUAUUUACUUUUUUAACUUUUUUGAUUGAUGUCACAAGAUUCCGUUAUCCUGAAAGACCUAUUAUAUUUUAUGCAGUCUGCUACAUGAUGGUAUCGUUAAUUUUCUUUAUUGGGUUUUUGCUUGAGGACCGAGUAGCCUGCAAUGCAUCUAGCCCUGCACAGUAUAAGGCUUCCACAGUGACCCAAGGAUCUCAUAAUAAAGCCUGUACCAUGCUUUUUAUGGUACUCUAUUUUUUUACUAUGGCUGGCAGCGUUUGGUGGGUAAUUCUUACCAUCACGUGGUUCUUGGCAGCUGUGCCAAAGUGGGGUAGUGAAGCUAUUGAGAAGAAGGCAUUGCUAUUUCACGCCAGCGCGUGGGGCAUCCCUGGAACUCUAACUAUCAUCCUUUUAGCGAUGAAUAAAAUUGAAGGUGACAAUAUCAGUGGCGUGUGUUUUGUUGGCCUCUACGAUGUUGAUUCAUUGAGGUAUUUUGUUCUUGCACCCCUCUGCCUGUAUGUGGUAGUUGGGGUUUCACUUCUCUUAGCUGGCAUCAUAUCCCUAAACAGAGUUCGAAUUGAGAUUCCAUUAGAAAAGGAGAACCAAGAUAAACUGGUGAAGUUUAUGAUCCGGAUUGGUGUUUUCAGCAUUCUUUAUCUUGUACCACUCUUGGUUGUAAUUGGAUGCUACUUUUAUGAGCAAGCUUACCGUGGCAUCUGGGAAACAACAUGGAUACAAGAACGCUGCAGAGAAUAUCACAUUCCAUGUCCAUAUCAGGUUACUCAAAUGAGUCGUCCAGACCUGAUUGUCUUUCUGAUGAAAUACCUGAUGGCUCUCAUAGUUGGUAUUCCUUCCAUCUUUUGGGUUGGAAGCAAAAAGACAUGCUUUGAAUGGGCCAGUUUUUUUCAUGGUCGUAGGAAAAAAGAGAUAGUGAAUGAGAGUCGACAGGUACUCCAGGAACCUGAUUUUGCUCAGUCCCUCCUGAGGGAUCCAAAUACUCCUAUUAUAAGAAAAUCAAGAGGAACUUCCACUCAAGGAACAUCCACACAUGCUUCUUCAACUCAGCUGGCCAUGGUGGAUGAUCAGAGAAGCAAAGCAGGGAGUGUCCACAGCAAAGUGAGCAGCUACCAUGGCAGCCUCCACAGAUCCCGUGAUGGCAGGUACACUCCCUGCAGUUACAGAGGAAUGGAGGAGAGACUACCUCAUGGCAGCAUGUCACGACUCACGGAUCACUCCAGGCACAGUAGUUCUCAUCGGCUCAAUGAACAGUCACGACAUAGCAGCAUCAGAGAUCUCAGUAAUAAUCCUAUGACUCACAUCACACAUGGCACCAGCAUGAAUCGGGUUAUUGAAGAAGAUGGAACCAGUGCUUAAAUUGUCCUAAGAUGGAAAACUUGUGUUGUUUGAAAAGCAGAUUUUCUUCUUUGCCUUUGCAUGACUGAUUGCCAUAACUCACUGUUAUGACGCUUUCAGUCAGGUGCAGAUUGUGUCCAUUGAAAAGUAAAUUUUUGCUUUUUAUAAUGCAACAAACUUGGAACAUCAAGGCAUCCACAAUGCUAAGAAUUAUAUCAUCGCAUAAAUAAUUCUUAUUUCUAGGUUAUGAAGAAAUAAUUAUUUGUCUGGUAAGCAUUUUUAUAAACCCACUUGUUUUAUAUUUAGAAAAAUCCUAAAUGUGUGGUGACUGCUUUAUAGUGAACUUUCAUAUAAUAUCAACUAGUUGUGAGAUAACAUUCUGGUAGUUCUGUUAAUAAAACAAAAUUUCAGAAUUAAAGAAAUUUUCUAUGCAAGGUUUAUUUCUCAGAUGAAUAGUAGGACUUUGUAGUUUCCACUAAGUGAAAAAGAACUGUGUUUUUAAACUGUAGGAGAAUUUAAUAAAUCAGCAAGAGUAUUUUAGCUAAUAGAAUAUAAAAUCAACAGAAGAAUCUGAUUAGUCUAUUGAAGGCUCUUUUGAAAUUCUAUCAAAAUAAUCUUUAUUCAGAGAAAUACAGGAGCAGGAUUAGCGACGGAGUAAAAGCGGAGAUGGGCAUUUUUCCCAGUAAUUGUACUGUUUUUAUUACUUUUGUAAAUAUUACUUUUACUGGCUGUGUUUUUAUAACUUAUCCGUAUGCAUGAUGGAAAAUUUUUACUUUGUAGCCAUGUUUUCCCAUGUAGUAGUAUUGAUUCAUAGAGAACUUCAUGUUCAGAUAUGUUCUGUGAAAGCAUGUAAUAGAAUAAGCAUCACACAUUAUAAGGUUUUUUGUGGUAACCAUAAUUACAAAAUGGCAAAAUGUUUCCUCUGUAUUUGUUGUUGUAUUUUUCUACAGUGAGAUGUGAUCUUACCAAAGCCACCAGAUCUUGGUAUCCAGGCCCCUCCUAUCAGUGAGUUGAUUGUCUGCACUUGCAUUUCCCAGUAGCCAAUAGGCUACAGCUUUUGCCCCACACCCUUAUUUUCACAUUCUGGAUCAUUCUUGUUUAUAGCUGAAAUAUAUAUAACCUAAGUCCAAAGAGGUGAUUAAUUUGGGGUAUUUGAAAAUCAUUGUAGCUAAAUGGAGCAUGAUUAGUCCUGCUGUGAAGUAUCUUUUAAUCUUAAAAAUAUCAACUCAAAAAUGUUUGACAUUUUGUCUUGUAAAAUUUAAAUAAUUUAUAAUAAAAACUGU